Messenger RNA from Linum tenue, 3657 nucleotides. NCBI's taxonomy places the organism in Eukaryota, Viridiplantae, Streptophyta, Magnoliopsida, Malpighiales, Linaceae. The record is from the annotation of a GenBank genome assembly.
CACUCUUCAUCUUUGAGCGAGAGGUUAACGCAAUCGUCGUCGUUUGGGGAGGAACACGAAAGACGCCCUUCUAAUCUAAGGACGAAGGGAUCGACGCAACCGGUCGAGUUUGAGAUAAUUAGCGCCUGGCUCGCAACGCCGCAAAUGCUCUCGAUUCAAAAUUGCUCCGAACUCGGUAGGUUUUCUUGCUGCCAUUGUUAGGAAACUCCUACUCGAUGCUUCAGUAGUUCGGAUUCAAGUCGAAAGAAUCUAGCUUGCUUGGAUCCCUGACGCUUGGGUUAUCUUCAUCCUCCUUUCCGUACACCAACAAUGUCUCCUCGAACGGCGACGCUGUUAAUGCUCGGAGAAGGCAUACAUUAUGCGACUCCGGUGAUACCCAGUACCGCGAUAACUGAAGCUGAAGUGGUACGAGGCGUUCUCCAAAUGCUACAAGGUCUCUCGCUCUCCGGGUCCCUCUUCCGUUGGGACUCGAAUUCGCGCUCCUAUCGUGUUUCCCAGCCGGGAAUUUACCUCACUCACCUCUCCCGCUCCAGCCUACACAACCUUCUCCAUCAGUUCAUCUACGCAGCCACUUGCUUGCGACUUGUGGAACUUUUGCUCGAUAAGCUGAGAUCGGUGGCUUCUACUUCCAUGCCUACUCUGAGCGCUUUUGUGUCUUCUGCCUCCUGUUGGCUCAAGAGGUUGAGGGAUAUUGCUUUGAAGGAGGAAGUGAAGGUAUGCAAUUCCAGUGUUGAAACCACUCCCACUCUGUUGGGACUGUCGAAUUCCUUAUCUAGUCUAUGCUCAGGUGCUGAGUAUCUACUGCAAAUCGUUCAUGGAGCUAUUCCCCAAGAAACUUGUGAGCCAAAUUCGUCUAUUUCAGCUGCUGAAGUGGCCGUCCACAUUCUUGAUUAUCUUUACAAGAAGUUGGAUAAAGUUUGUCUCGUGGAAGGUGGUGAGGAGGAAGGAUAUAGAUUAGUGCUUCAUAUGUUUGUGGCAAGUCUAUUGCCGUAUAUUGAAGCCCUUGAUUCCUGGCUUUUUGAAGGGAUACUUGAUGAUCCUUAUGAGGAGAUGUUCUUUUGUGCUGAUGGAGUAAUCUCAAUCGAGGAUUCUGGGUUCUGGGAGAAGAGUUAUCAGUUUAGACAAGAUCAUAAGCUAGAUGUUCAGAACUCUGGCCACACUUCUGCUGUACCUCCAAUGAAGGGCAUGAAAGAGAUAGGUAAUAGAGAUUCCAUUUCUUUGCCUGCUGCUACCAAAAGAGAGGGGCACAGAAAGAAACUUCAUGUUUGUCCUUUGUUUAUAAGUAACCUGGCAAAGUCAAUUGUCUCUGCUGGAAAAUCUUUGCAACUGAUUCAUCAUGCGCCUACAUCAUUGUCAUGUCCAUCAAGCUUUGCUAAAAGUUACAUGAGCGGGACUGAUGGUUUUGGAAGCAAUAAUUGUGACCAUAAAGUAACCAGCCAACAGCAGAGUUUAGCUGGGUUAACUUUGUCAGAGGUAUUCUGUGUUUCAAUAGUAGGGCUUGUUGGCCAUGGUGAUCAUGUCCAUAAGUACUUGUUAGAUGACAUAAGCCAAUCCAGCAUUGCCUCCACUUCUGCGGCCGAUGCAAUUAGCAAAGAGAUGCGUAGUAGUAACUGUGAGAACUCAGCCGUUUCAUUUUGCUCGGAGAAGAUAUGGUAUAAAUUCAUGUUGGAUGCAUUUUAUCAGAAAAAAACCACUCAUUUAGGAUUUUCUGGUCCAGCUGAGAUUGAGGAACAUACGAUCCCAGGAUUUGUAGUUGGAUCACAACUCCAUAGGUCAUUCUUUCCUGAGAAUCCAGUUAUAACUGUCUGUCAAGCUCCACUCAAGAAUCACAAAGAGACCUGGAGCGCAUUGAACUUGUCAAGAAAUUUUUCUCUGCCUCCUUUGAAUGAUGAUACCUUGCAUGAAGCUGUAUUUGGUGGAAACAAUGACAGUGUCAGAAGAACAAACUAUGCUCUGGGGUUUCAAUACAGUGAAUCCGAGUAUGCUCGUUCUGUCAAUGAGAGAAAGCUCUUAGAACAAUUAUUUCCUUUUCCCACAGUUCUCCCUUCCAUACAGGAUGAUGACCCAAUUUCAGAGCACUUUCCUUUCCAGAAGAAUAGCACACUUCCAUCGAGGGCUCUCUGCUGGAUUCUAAAUGUUGAACCAAGAAGCAAUCCACAUCCUGUAGUUAUUGUGCAGGAAUGCCUAUAUGUUUACAUCAAGAAGCAGGCAUCUUGCUCACUACAUUUUGUGGAUUAUGUUGGCAGGAUGGUAUUGUCAAAGUUGAUGAAUGAGUGGAAAUUGAUGGAUGAGCUUGCAGUACUCCGGGCCAUAUACUUGUUAGGUUCAGGUGAUUUGCUGCAGCACUUUUCAACCAUACUUUUCAGUAAGCUGGACAAGGGAGAAACCUGGGAUGAUGAUUUUGAGCUAAACACUAUAUUACAGGAAUCAAUUAGGAAUUCUGCAGAUGGUAAUCUACUCAAUUCUCCAGACUCCUUAGUUGUCACCAUCACCAGAAAUCAAGGAUUUGAUAGUGAUGAACUUCCUAAUACACCUCGAGGUAUCUCAACUCAGAGAAGUCACCCAAACAACUUUGGAAUCGAUGGCCUUGCCUCAUUGAACUUCUCAUACAAGGUAUCUUGGCCACUGGAACUUAUUGCUAAUACAGAGGCCAUUAAGAAGUACAACCAGGUGAUGGUAUUCUUGUUGAAGGUCAAGCGAGUUAAGUUCGUACUUGAUAAAGUCCGAAUGUGGAUGUGGAAGGGUAAAGGCAACACGAGAAACAGCUCCAAACGUCACUGGUUGGUGGAACAAAAGCUCCUUCAUUUUGUCGAUGCCUUUCACCAACAUGUUAUGGAUGGAGUAUAUCAUAGUGCAUGGCGUGAGCUUUGUGAAGGUAUGACCGCAGCUGGCUCUCUCGAUGAAGUCAUGGAAGUACAUGAAGCCUACCUACUAUCAAUUCAGCGGCAAUGCUUUGUCGUACCAGGGAAGCUGUGGUCCGUAAUUGCGAGCCGGAUCAACCGCAUCCUCAGUUUAGCUCUGAACUUCUAUUCCAUUCAGCAGACUUUAGGUAGUGGGGGCACAGCUUCUGCAAUGAAGGCCAAAUGUGAAAUGACAAUUGAACAGAUCGAGAAAAGCUUCGAUGACUGCAUAGCUGUUCUCCUAAGAGUGUUGUCAGUGAAGGUGAACGUGAAACACUUUCCUCAUCUGGCUGAUCUGGUUACCAGAAUUAACUACAACUACUUCUACGUGUCUGAUAACGGUACGCUGAUGACUUCCACUGGCCCGGGAACUGGUGUUUCGAGAACGGUGAAGCCAUUUUAAAGCAGAACUGAUUCUCUGUAUAUGUAAUCUGCAUUUAUGAGUCUUAUGAACCAUGUUUGCGUGGGACAAAAUGCAAGCAGCAAUGGCUUUUUUGUACAGGGUCUUGGGUUCUUAAAAUUCAUGGUAUUGACCCAAAAUUCGAACCCAGAGACGCUUUUUGGUUGGAUAUAUAUGUUUGUGUUUUAGUGAGUAAACAAUUUUUAUACCUUGUUUGAGUGAGAAGGUUUUGGUCCAGUGGUCAAAAUCCGGAAAACAAUUUAAGAACUCUUGCCUUCCCAUGUACAUUGAUAGUCCGGGGCUCUAUCAAGUAAGAGAAGGGAAAAUACACAUAUCUUUGAUAGGGCUAUUAAUGAA